AUGUCUGGUCUUUCCGUCCAGCUCGAGACGCCGCACUCCGGCAAGUACACCCAGCCAACCGGCCUGUAAGUCAAUCGACUCCAACGCAACCACACAGCACACUCAACGCCGGGCACGGGCGCUGACAGCCACUCCAGCUUCAUCAACAACGAGUGGGUCAAGGCCGUCGACGGCAAGACCUUCGAGGUCAUCAACCCCUCCGACGAGUCCGUCACCUGCUCCGUCCAGGAGGCCACCGAGAAGGAUGUCGACAUCGCCGUAGCCGCCGCCCGCAAGGCCUUCGAGGGCCCGUGGAGGAAGGAGACGCCCGAGAACCGUGGCAAGCUGCUCAACCGCCUCGCCCAGCUCUUCGAGGAGAACCUCGACCUGCUGGCCGCCGUGGAGGCGUUGGACAACGGCAAGGCCGUCUCCAUGGCCAAGGUCGACAUUGGCAUGUCCGCCGGCUGCUUGCGAUACUACGGCGGCUGGGCCGACAAGAUCGAGGGCAAGGUCGUCGACACCACCCCCGACACCUUCAACUACAUCAAGAAGGAGCCCGUCGGUGUCUGCGCGCAGAUCAUCCCAUGGAACUUCCCCCUGCUCAUGUGGGCAUGGAAGAUUGGCCCGGCCAUCGCUGCCGGCUGCACCGUCAUCAUCAAGACGGCUGAGCAGACGCCUCUGGGUGGUCUCGUUGCCGCCAACCUCAUCAAGGAGGCCGGUUUCCCCCCAGGUGUCGUCAACGUCAUCUCUGGUUUCGGCAAGGUCGCCGGUGCCGCCAUGGCCUCGCACAUGGACGUCGACAAGGUCGCCUUCACCGGCUCCACCGUCACCGGCCGAACCAUCCUCAAGGCUGCCGCCGGCUCCAACCUGAAGAAGGUCACCCUCGAGCUUGGUGGAAAGAGCCCCAACAUCGUCUUUGACGACGCCGACAUCGACAACGCCAUCUCGUGGGUCAACUUCGGUAUCUUCUUCAACCACGGCCAGUGCUGCUGUGCUGGUUCGCGUAUCUACGUCCAGGAGGGCAUCUACGACAAGUUCAUCCAGCGCUUCAAGGAGCGAGCACAGAAGAACGUCGUCGGUGACCCCUUCGCCAAGGACACCUUCCAGGGCCCACAGGUCUCGCAGUUGCAAUUUGACCGCAUCAUGGGGUAAGUCAUGUCGUCCUGUUCCCUUCGUCAGCCUCAUCCAUUCUGACUCUUCCUCGCAGCUACAUCAAGGCCGGAAAGGACGCCGGUGCCACCGUCGAGAUUGGUGGCAACCGCAAGGGCGACAAGGGCUACUUCAUCGAGCCAACCAUCUUCUCCAACGUCACCGAGGACAUGAAGAUCAUGCAAGAAGAGAUCUUCGGCCCCGUCUGCUCCAUCUCCAAGUUCAAGACCAAGGAGGAGGUCAUCAAGAUCGGUAACUCGACCACUUACGGUCUCGCCGCUGCUGUCCACACCAGGAACCUCAACACCGCCAUCGAGGUUUCAAAUGCCCUCAAGGCCGGUACCGUCUGGGUCAACACCUACAACACCCUGCACCACCAGCUUCCCUUUGGUGGCUACAAGGAGUCGGGUAUCGGACGUGAGCUCGGAGAGGAUGCGCUUGCGAACUACACGCAGACCAAGACUGUGUCGAUCAGACUUGGUGAUGCGCUCUUCGGUUAA
Molecule: messenger RNA, 1628 nt
Organism: Lecanosticta acicola
Lineage: Eukaryota; Fungi; Ascomycota; Dothideomycetes; Mycosphaerellales; Mycosphaerellaceae
Source: the annotation of a GenBank genome assembly